Molecule: messenger RNA, 957 nt
Organism: Lactuca sativa (garden lettuce)
Lineage: Eukaryota; Viridiplantae; Streptophyta; Magnoliopsida; Asterales; Asteraceae
Source: RefSeq, a predicted model, not a curated record
AUGACAUCUCCGUUUGUCAAAGAAUUGUUGGAUUAUGAAAUACCAAACGCAGCCAAGCUACCGACGCUCAAGACAUAUAACGGAACCACUGACCCGAAUAGCCACAUCGACACAUAUGAAUGGACGAUGACAUUGUUGAAGCUUGACGAGAGGUUUUGGUGCACGUAUUUCCCAACAACCCUUGAUGGCAACACCGACACAUGGUUCAAGACGCUGCGACCGGGCAGCAUCUCCAAUUUUGCCCAACUUAAGUACCUUUUCCUCACCAAAUUUAUGCAAUCACGCAAGUACAAGGGAGACUCUCAUUCAAUCAUAAGAUGUAAGCAAAAGGAGGGUGAAACUGUACGAGAAUGCUUCACAAGGUUCAUAAACACUACGCUAGACGUAUCGAGGCAUGAUGAAGGGCUCAUAGCUGGCGCCUUUACGUGGGGACUUUUACCAGGCCCUUUAUCACAAAAACUCAUGGGAAAGAAGCCUCUAACAUGGGCCAAAUUGAAAGAAAGGGUGGAGCGAUAUCUGAGGCAGGAGGAUUUCCGAGGGGGAAGUAGGCCCUUUAUCACAAAAACUCAUGGGAAAGAAGCCUUUAGCACCACAACCCAGGUGUACAUAGUGUCGGAGAAACAACAGCCAGCCAAAUCACCCAAGAACUGGUACUGUGACUACCACAAAAGUAAGACGCAUGAGACAACUAACUGUUCAGUAUUAAAAAAAGAAAUGGACGAGAAACAACUCAAAGAGGACUUGGUGGAAAUAGCGCGAAGCUUGCGUGCCAAAUUUGACACCGAAAACGCUAAAAAUAUGCCUCGCGAGGGGCUCCAGCCUAAGGAGAUAUUCAUGAUACGGAGCAAGAGAAGCAAGGAAGAGCGACAAAAGGGAACAAGGGACUAUCAGGCACUCGGUACGUACACUCACAUUCUCUGUACAAGACCCCCUCCCAGAAGGAUGGAGGGGCAAUAA